Messenger RNA from Plutella xylostella (diamondback moth), 2346 nucleotides. RefSeq names its product sphingomyelin phosphodiesterase 1. NCBI's taxonomy places the organism in Eukaryota, Metazoa, Arthropoda, Insecta, Lepidoptera, Plutellidae. The record is from RefSeq and is a predicted model, not a curated record. Gene Ontology annotation, molecular function: acid sphingomyelin phosphodiesterase activity. Gene Ontology annotation, biological process: sphingomyelin catabolic process; ceramide biosynthetic process. Gene Ontology annotation, cellular component: lysosome.
UUUAAACGUUGUGACUAAAAUUAACUUAAAUAAUUAUAGGACACAAGAUUAUAAGUUACAACAUUAAUAUCCAUUAUCAGGGCAUAUGAUUGAUGGCAGCUUACCACCACAAAUGGCUUACAUUAUAGAUAAAACACUCUGUAGCCAUAAAUUAAACAAAUUCUCGGUUUAUCAGCUAUGCGGGCGAGAAAUUUCAAUUAUUCCAACGCUCUCAUGGAGGUAUAAGUUUCGUAGUUUAGUUUUUUUGCCAUCUAAUUGGCCUGGAUAUCAAAAUGAAAGAGUUGUUGUAUUUGUUUACGGUGCUAGCAUGUGUUUGGGCAGAGAGAUUGGUUUCAGAAGAUGAAGUGAAGACCUUAUUCAAAAAAAUUGUAUCCAACAACAUCACUGCAGUCGAGCGACAGACUUUAGACGAUGUGUUCGAUCUGGUGGAUGUACGCAGUCUAGAUUCUAGGGCACCUAGAGAUCUAGAAACUAGAAAUGACCUAGAAUGCCUGAUCUGCCGCAGCGCAUUCUCCACACUAUUCGAGCUGGUCGCCGACGGUUCUACCGACGAACAGCUGGUGGACUCUAUCACCAUCCUGUGCACGGCUCUGGGAAUCGCGCCUAGUCAUAUCUGCCGGGGGGCUGUGGCUUUGAAUAUGCCAGUACUAACGCACAUAAUCAAGACGACUCCUGAAGCGCGCCCGCAGACGUUUUGCAGCCUUGUGCUGCAGAACAUAGAGUCCAAUAGGAACUGCCGCUUGGAAGAUGAUCGGUUCGAGUAUCAAGUCACGAUACCACCUAAGGAUGCUGAUGUUUUGCCGCCAACGCCUCAAUCGAAACCUCUCAAAAUCGCAGUACUUACAGACGCCCACAUAGACCCUUACUACGAACCCUACGGAGUGGCAGACUGCGGUGAACCAACCUGCUGUAGAAAGGGACAGACAGUCAGAACCAACGUCGUCUACAAACAAAAGCCACGAGCACUACAGCUGAAUGGGCGAACGGUAGAAAGAGAUGGCAAGACUUUGGUGAAUCUAGAUUCAGUGGAGAGUGUUCGUAAAGCUAAGCAAGGCAAUAUGCAGCGGUAUGAGCCAGUAAGGAACCCACCACCGGCAGGGUAUUGGGGGGAUUAUAGAGAUUGUGAUACUCCGUUGUGGGCCUUCGAUAAUGUCAUCGAUGAAAUUACUGCUAAUAAUAAGGACAUAGACCUAGUCUACUACAUAGGGGACUCGAUAGACCACCACGUGUGGGAGACUACGUACGCCAUGAUCACCGACGUGAACCGACACGUCAUAGACAAGAUGCGGGCGAGCUUCGGGGAGGACGUGCCCAUCCUGCCCGCGAUAGGGAACCAUGAGUCUCAACCUACUAACCAAUUCGCGCCCUCAUCAAUAACGGAGCCGAAGAUCAACACGACAUGGCUGUACAAGUCAUUGGCUGAAAAAUAUUCGCACUACCUUCCCAUAGAGGCGCAGGAACAGUUCACAGAGAACGGCUGCUACUCUGUGCUAGUCAAACCAGGCUUCAGGGUCAUCACCAUCAACAAUAACGUGGCGUAUAAGUAUAACUGGUGGCUAGUCUACGACCCCCUCGAUGCCAAGGCCCAACUAGACUGGCUAGUCUCCUCCCUACUGUCAGCGGAGCGGGCUGGGGAGCGUGUGCAUAUUCUAGCGCAUAUCCCGCCCGGGGUCAGCGACCUCACCAGCGUUUGGACACGGGAGUACAACAGGAUUGUUAACAGAUUCGCAUCAACAAUAGUAGGCGAGUUCAACGGCCACACCCACUCGGACGAGUUCAAGAUAUUCUACGGAGACGACGACGCCGCCACCGCCGUCGCGUGGGGCGGGGGCAGCGCCACCACCUACAGCAAGUAUAACUUGAACUACAAGAUCGUGACGCUGGAGAGGGAUACUUAUCACCUAAACAGCAUGGUGAAUUACAUCUACAAUCUAACAGAAGCGAACCUGACCCCGAACAGGCCACCGCACUGGUUCCAACUGUACGACAUGAAACAAGCUUUCAACCUUCCUGACCUAACCGCUAAAUCUUUAGACAACCUAGUGCAUAGAAUGGUCACCAAUCAGAAGUCACUACUCGAUUUAUAUGCGGCUUUCUUCACUAAGAUAAGCGACGAACGAUGGCCGCACGACAACGCGCAGUGGAAACUAAAUGACUUGUGCAAAACUGUAGUCACCGUCCUGUGGGACCGUAGAAGAUGUCAACGACUGAGAGACUUGUUUUUCAGUUAACUUUGUUUAUAUUUUAUUCGUAUUUUUUUACAUAAUAUUGUACAUAUUUACACAACGCUUGUUAAUUUUUUUUAUACAAAACUUUUUGGUUUUAUAAAUAAAAAUGUUACGCCUA